This is a messenger RNA of Capsicum annuum, 681 nucleotides long. RefSeq lists its product as uncharacterized. The coding region runs from base 1 to 681 and encodes 226 amino acids. The record is from RefSeq and is a predicted model, not a curated record. The transcript has 3 exons. NCBI's taxonomy places the organism in Eukaryota, Viridiplantae, Streptophyta, Magnoliopsida, Solanales, Solanaceae.
AUGACUGAAGCUGAAAUCUUUAAAAGUUUGAAAGCUAUAGGAGAUGAAAAAGUACCUGGAGUAGAUGGAUACAAUGCAGUGUUCUUUAAGAAGGCAUGGCCAAUAAUCAAGCAUGAUAUCAGAGCUACUACAGAGAAAUUCUUUGAUACUGAUGAUCUCCUCAUGUUUGCCAGAGGGGAAGCUCAAUCAGUUGCAGCAUUGCAGACAUCUUUCAAUAAGUUCACUCAAGUAUCUGGACAGCAAAAAAAUUUUGGGAAGAGCUCGGUGUACUUUGGUGGUGUCACACAACAACAAGAAGACCAAAUCAUGCAACUCUUAGGCUCUUCCAGAGCAAAAUACCUAUCCUAUGUAGGAAGACUUCAGUUAAUACAAUCUGUGUCGAUUGGCAUCAAAAUAUAUUGGGCACAAUUGUUCGCUAUCCCAGCCAAGGUGCUAAAGAUCAUUGAAAGUUAUUGUAGAAGCUACUUAUGGUCUGGAGGCAAUGUCAUCACAAAGAAAGCUUUAGUUGUAUGGGACAAAGUAUGCUUACCAAAGAAUGUUGGAGGACUGAACAUUCUAAGCAUUGCAAAGUGGAAUAAAGCCGUAUUAACUAGGUUAUGCUGGGAUAUAGCUACUAAGAAAGAUGUAUUGUGGAUAAAGUGGGUUCAUGCAUAUUACAUCAAAGAAGUUGAUUUCCAAUAA